Molecule: messenger RNA, 535 nt
Organism: Periophthalmus magnuspinnatus
Lineage: Eukaryota; Metazoa; Chordata; Actinopteri; Gobiiformes; Gobiidae
Product: gonadotropin subunit beta-1-like
Exons: 3
Coding region: 69-455 (128 amino acids)
Biological process (GO): G protein-coupled receptor signaling pathway; ovulation
Cellular component (GO): cytoplasm; extracellular region
Molecular function (GO): hormone activity
Source: RefSeq, a predicted model, not a curated record
GUGCGGAGGAGCCUAGAGGAACGAGCAAGCACACAAAUAUACAGAGGAGAGUUGCGCCCCGGCCGAGGAUGCAGCAGCAGGUUGUCAUGGCGACGGCUAUGGUGCUGGUUGUCAUGGCGACGGGGACAGCCCUAGUGGGGGCGGAGUGCGGCCUGAUCCAGUGCCGCCCGGUGAACGUCAGCAUGGAGGUUGAGAGCUGUGGCAUCAGGGAGGAGGUGCUCACCACGAUCUGCGCCGGGAACUGCUACCACCAGGACCCGGUGUACAUGGACUACCUCAACAGUCCGGAGCAGAGGGUGUGUGUGGGUGACUGGCACUACGACAAGCACCUGAUCCAGAACUGCCCCGUGCCCGUCACCUUCCCCCGGGCACACAGCUGCUCCUGUGGGCCCUGUGCCACCCAGUACGUGGACUGUGAGCACUUCAGCCAUGACCUGCCCUCCUGCCUGCACUAAUCACAAUAAAUAAGCGUGAUCAACUGCUCACCCUGUCUCUGCUGUGUACGGAAUUAUGAUUUAUUCAUUCUCAAACAGGU